AUGGCGCCGCACCGAGAGGAAGCCGCCGUCAAGGGCUCGGCCCACCGCGACGCGGACGAGGAGGCGCUGCAGGCGGCGCUGCAAGAGUCCCUCGAGCCCGACUUUAUGGCCGAAAUCCUGCAGUCGGAGGACCAGCAGCGACGUCAGGAGGCCGCGCGCGUCCAGUUGAGUCGGAUGCGGCUCGAAAGCACACCAUCUGUGCGUCAAACGGAGGAGGACGACAGCGCGGACGACGACGAAGACGAUGAACCCUUUGUGCGCGUCUCCAGCGCUCUGGAAGUGGCGCUGAAGGCCCCGGAAGAUGCCGCAGAAGCAGAAGAGGAGGAGGGGGAAGAGGAGGAGGACCCCAAUGAGGACCACAAGCUGCUCAACUUCGCCGACAUCCUGCUCAUCGACAUCCUCAAGUGGCUGGACGAAGACACCAUCGGCGCCUGCGUCUGCACGUGCAAGCGGCUGCUGCAGGUGGCGCGCUCCGAGGUGCUGUUCGAGGCGCUGUGCCGCCGCAUCUUCCCCGUGCAGAACCCCAGAGCAGCCGCCGCUGCCGCGCGCAACAAGUUCGGGCUGCGGCGCUUCCCGACCUGGUUCGCCAUGUUCCACGACCGCCCGCGCGUGCGCUACAACGGCUUCUACUGGCUGAAAGUGUCGUACUACAAGAAGCCCGAGCUCAGCAUGUGGACGGACAUCGUGCCCGGCACGAUCCUCAAGUGUAUCUACUACCGCUACUUCUCCUUCCAGCGGGACGGCACCGUGCUGUACGGCAUGCUGUUCAAGCCGCCGCACGAGGUGGAGUCGCACAUCCGCAACGAGCGCAAGGGCGUCUACCGAGGGCAGUUCUACGUGGACAGGGACGAGCUCGUGGUCUCGGUGCCCACCAACUGCAACGAAGUCAACUUCCGCCUGAGGAUCACGCAGCGAGAGCGCGGCAAGAACGUCAAGUUGAUCCUCAAGGAGCACUUCGCCAACUCGGAGCCCGACGGCAGCGGCUGGAUCAACUACUACGACACAGCGGACGAGGAGUUCUACUACUACCGAUCGUGGAACCUGUGA
Phytophthora sojae is the source of this 1047-nucleotide messenger RNA. RefSeq lists its product as hypothetical. Gene Ontology annotation, molecular function: protein binding. Gene Ontology annotation, cellular component: SCF ubiquitin ligase complex. The transcript has 2 exons. Bases 1 to 1047 code for a protein of 348 amino acids. Gene Ontology annotation, biological process: SCF-dependent proteasomal ubiquitin-dependent protein catabolic process. The record is from RefSeq and is a predicted model, not a curated record. NCBI's taxonomy places the organism in Eukaryota, Oomycota, Peronosporomycetes, Peronosporales, Peronosporaceae.